UUACUUUAUGUAUUUUACAAAAACAUAGAUUAAAUAGAAUAAAUAAGUUAACCUUCUGGCUUAAUAUGCAUAUUGUCAGACGGUCCCUGUAAUUCUGGGGAACGCAAAACAUGGCUGUCCAUUGACAUGGUGAACCAUAUGGUAUUUUUCAUAUAGCUUUCCAGACUUUUCUGCUGUUUUACAUUUUCACAAGCUGGGAUUUAACGUGGAGUUUGAUUCAUCUUAUUGCAGACAUGGGGCAGCUUUUUUAUUUUUAUUUUUAUCGGGCAGCGUGGUGAAUUAAGCAUUUUAUUGUGUCAUGUCAUCGUUAUUUCCCGUACUAAAAUGUACAGCUCACCGUCCGACAACGGACUCGUGCAGUCGGAGGAAUGUUCUGGCAGCAGCGGCCUUUUGCUUCGACAUAACCGUAAACCCAGCCGGAGGCAGGAGGCAGACAGUAUCGUUAGCCUGCUAAGCUUGGCGACUGAAGAGGACGACGAAGUCCAGUUUGACACUUCAGACACAGACGAUAACCGUGAGGUGUUGAUGGCUGGUAGGCAUUACCCGUCAAUCCAAGAGUUUGCCUCAGCCAUCCCCAACCACCUUCUCCUCGGGUCUUUGCUCGAGCACCUGUGCUUUGUUUACGAGAGCAAUCCAGCUCGCUCACGCAUGCUGUUUAAAGUCAUAGGUCAGCGUUUAGCUGCCAUGAAUCUCCUUUCACCUCUGGCAAUAAGUGAUGAAUUCAGCACCAUCAGACUCCAGCAUAACCGGGCCUUCACUGAGCUGCUUAAUGCUGCCAGCUCCUCACUCUACCCUCAGGGCCUCGGAACAAACGCACACAAUCCUUCUUUAAGACCUAAGGAGGGACUGUUUCAAGCGCAGACAUCACGGUAUCUCAGUGAGUUUGAAGAAAUCUGUAGACUUGGGAAAGGAUCAUAUGGAAAUGUAUUUAAGGUUAUGAACAAAUUGGAUGGACAGUAUUAUGCGGUGAAGAAAAUUCUCAUCAAAAAAGUUUCAAAGGAAGACUGUAUGAAGGUCCUUAGGGAGGUCAAAGUGUUGUCCAGCCUGCAGCAUGUAAAUGUUGUGGGCUAUCACACCGCGUGGAUGGAACAUGUCCAGCCUGCAACAUAUCCUGAGUCAAACUUGCCUGCACUAGAAUCUGCUGGACAACAGGACAGCCUUGAUGAAAGUGGGGAGAACAACAGCAGCAGUUCCUCUAUAGUUUUUCAGAGCCACAGUCAAAUACCCACAGAGACUGCUUCAAGUGCCAAAGUACCUCAGAGAGACACGCAGCCUAUAAAAGCCUUAGUUCCCACCCAGGACGGACAGGUGGUGUGUCCUAAGACGAUGCGUCGCAUCCCAGAGAACUAUGUCCCUUGCGUUUUUCUGGGACAGCAAGGUCCCAUUAAAGCCUCCAAAUGUCCUGCCAUGGGUUGGGACGCUUCACCAGUUUUGGAUGAGGAGUCCAGUAGGAGUAGCAUGGAACUAAACAACAACUCCUGCAUUGACAAGGAGUGUCAGCAGUGGACUGAGAAGCGUCCAACGAGGCCUUCUAAAGAGGUGCACUUCCACCUGAUGCUUUAUAUCCAGAUGCAGCUAUGUGAGCGCUCCCUGAAAGACUGGAUCUCUGAGAGGAACGCCAAGCCCAAAGAGGAACAAAUCUCAAGAUGUCCUUAUGCCUGUGUUGAUACUGAACACACACUCAGACUGCUAAGACACAUACUUGAAGGUGUGGAGUACAUUCACUCCAAUGGAAUCAUGCACAGGGACCUGAAGCCAAGGAACAUUUUUCUUCACGGCCAUGAUUGUCAUGUUCGGAUUGGGGACUUUGGUUUGGCCUGCAGGGACAUCAUAGUGGAUGGCCUCAAAAGCAACACUUCUCCUUACAGUGAUUGCAGGCAUACUUCAGGUGUUGGCACAUUUGUGUAUGCUGCAACAGAACAACUGAAAGGCUCCAAUUAUAAUUCAAAGUCUGACAUGUACAGCAUCGGAGUGCUGGCUCUCGAGCUAUUCCAGCCUUUUGGGACCGAAAUGGAGCGGGUCCGGACGCUUGGGGACCUGAGGGAAGGGAAAAUCCCUGACUCGUUCUGCCACAGAUGGCCAGUUCUGACAAAAUACAUCAUGAAGCUGACAGAUAAAGAACCCAGUGUUCGUCCCACAGCCAGCCAGCUUCUACAGAGUGAACUCUUCUGCAGUAAAGACAAGGUGAUUCACGGUUUGCAGAGGAAGGUUGAAGAGCAGGAGGAAGAGAUCAUGCAGCUGAGGAGACGGAUCACUCAGCUCCAGACUUCACAACUCACAGUUAAUUUCUCCGAGCUGGAAAACACCUGAGCCUUCGAAAAAAAAAACAAAAAAAAGUUGCUAACUUGGUACAAGUUGGCAGGUGUGUUUGUAUGUUUGAAUAUUUAAGUGUGUCUCAUGCAUCUGGAUUGCAAAUACUUUUCUUCUUUAAGCAGUUUUAAUAAAAAUUAUUUCUAAUA
Oreochromis aureus is the source of this 2459-nucleotide messenger RNA. RefSeq names its product eukaryotic translation initiation factor 2-alpha kinase 1 (gene eif2ak1). Lineage: Eukaryota; Metazoa; Chordata; Actinopteri; Cichliformes; Cichlidae. Gene Ontology annotation, biological process: protein phosphorylation. Gene Ontology annotation, molecular function: protein kinase activity; ATP binding. The record is from RefSeq and is a predicted model, not a curated record. The transcript has 15 exons. Bases 325 to 2310 code for a protein of 661 amino acids.